Messenger RNA from Apis mellifera (honey bee), 2232 nucleotides. RefSeq names its product nicalin. Lineage: Eukaryota; Metazoa; Arthropoda; Insecta; Hymenoptera; Apidae. Gene Ontology annotation, cellular component: endoplasmic reticulum membrane. The coding region runs from base 178 to 1845 and encodes 555 amino acids. Gene Ontology annotation, biological process: regulation of signal transduction. The record is from RefSeq and is a predicted model, not a curated record. The transcript has 7 exons.
AGCUAUUAACAAAUUCACUUCGUUAUCGGUAACAAUGUAUGAUAAAUUUAAACAUUUUUUAAAGAGAUGGCGCUACUAGUUAAAGAAUGGAUUAUCGCGUGGUGAUAGGUCAAUAAGAAUAAUUAAGAAUUACAUUUUUACACUGUUAAAUAUAUUUAAGUGAAAUCAAAGAGAAAUAUGUGGCUAGAAGAAUGUGAUGGUUUUGCUGAAUUAUGUCGAGGAUAUUUGCCAUAUUAUUUAUUAAUAAUUCUACCAAUUUUUAUUAUUAUUUCUCCAGUUAACCCAGUUGCAGCAUCUCAUGAAUUUCCCGUAUACCGAAUGCACCAGUAUGACUUGCAUGGUGUGCCACACGGUUGUCGUAAUGCUCCUAUUUCUCUGGAAGCAAGAUCUCUUACAGGAUGGAGCACAUCUAGGCACUGUGUAGUUACAAAAGUUUUAAAUCUUACUCCUAGCUUGUUUCAUUCUAUUAAACAUAAAGCUGGAGCUUUGAUAGUAAUUUUACCAGAAAAACUCACUGAAUUAACAUUGGAGGAAAAACAGCAUAUUAUGAAUCUAGAAGAAUCUAUGCUGUUUGGACCAGAAACAACAAUUCCAGUAUAUUUCACUUCUUGGCAUCCAGAUUUACAAGCAAUCUUAGAUGAUCUUUCUAAUGGUUUUAUUACUGAUGAAAAAGCUAAUUCUGCAGCUGAAGCAAUGUUCAAUUCUAUAUCUGCUAGUGGUUAUCAAGUAGUUGUAGCAACUGGGCAAGCAUUAGCUAAAACAGAUGUUAAAAUAGCUACUUUGCAUGGAAAAUUAACUGGUAAUGGAGCUGAAGAAAAAUUACCAACUAUAGCCUUAGUAACACAUUAUGAUAGUGCUGGUAUUGCACCUGAAAUGUCUUUUGGGGCAGAUAGCAAUGCAUCUGGUGUAGCAAUGUUAUUAGAAAUAGCACGAUUGUUUUCUAUUUUAUAUUCUACUAGUAGAUCAAGACCACAAUAUAAUCUUGUUUUUAUUGUUACUGGUGCUGGUAAACUUAAUUAUCAAGGUAGCAAAAAAUGGCUAGAAGAUCAAUUAGAUGGACUUGAAGGCUCAAUAAUACAAGAUGCAGCUUAUGUCAUUUGUCUUGACACAGUAUCUACUAGUGAUAAUUUUUAUGUGCAUGUGUCAAAACCACCUAAAGAAAAUUCCACAGGUGGUCUUUUUUACAAAGAACUUAAAACUGUAUCUGAGUUAUUAAAUAUCACUACUGUUGAAGGUGUACAUAAAAAAAUUAAUUUAGCUGAAGAAACGUUAGCUUGGGAACAUGAAAGAUAUAGCAUUCGUAGAUUACCAGCUACAACUUUGUCUACUUUAAAAAGUCAUGAAGAUCCAAUUAGAACAACAAUCUUAGAUGUGAUUCAAACGAAACAAAUAGAUAAACUAUAUAAACAUACUCAAGUAAUUGCAGAAGCAUUAGCAAGACAUAUGUACAAUUUAAGUUCCAGUCAAAUUUUCAUCAAUCCUCUGGAUGUUUCUAAGGAAUCAUUAUCUUUAUGGUUUAGUUAUUUAGCGUCGCAACCAAGAGCUGCUCCAUUAUUGGCAGAUAAAAAUAAUAUAUUAGUUAACACAUUGAGAGAAGCAAUGACUAGAUAUCUUGGAGAUGUUAAAAUUACUUUUCAUAGUCCUGACAAACAAGAUCCAGAAUUUGUAUUUUAUGAUGUUACAAAAGCAAUAUUAAAUGUAUACAGCGUAAAACCAGCUGUAUUCGAUCUUUUUCUUACAAUUGCCAUAAUUAUAUAUCUGGGAAUUAUUUAUGUAAUUGUGCACAAUUUCCCACGGGCAUAUUUUUUGGCAACCCGUUUUUCCAUAAAGAACAAAUCGUCAUGAAAUUACGUUAAUAUUUCAAUGUUUUCUGUUAUAUUGUAAAAUUCGCUAAAUAUUUUUUAAUGAAUUUAAUAUAUAAUAUAAUAAGUAUAAGUAUCAAACAAAACUAUAUACAUUAAUUUUUGCUCAUAUUAAUCUUAAAUUAAAAAUCAUCUAUAUGUUGUAUCUUAAAUCUGUAAAUAUUAUAUAGUUCCUUAAUUUCAACUUGAAUUUUCGUUCAUAUAUAUACUUUCUUGAAUAAAAAUAAUGGAUAUAGCAAAGUUAUUCAGAAAAAACUUUUCAUUUUUAAAUAAAUUAUUAUAUAAGAAUAAUAAUCAAGACCAAGUAAUAACAGACCAAAUAGUGAGACUUCAAAAUGCAAUUUAUAACUCAAAAGACUGGAAAAUUUUA